UUGUGCAUUAACGGAGAGAAUGAUGUUCUUUGCAUGCAUGACGAGCCGCCAUUUCUGUUUAGAGGCAUUUUGACUGGCAGUGACAAAAAGCCCUCCCAGAUUGGCAUAAGUGUGGACAUUGUUUACGUUUAGGAUUUGUUUAUUAUCCAAACAAAGGCAUUGUAGGAAUUAGUGCUAAGUGUUUUAAUGACUUAACAUAGACAUAAAUGGAUUAUUAAGGUCGAAUAAAACCUACUGUGAAAUAAUGGACGACCAGCAAAGGAUGAUGCAUAACCAGGGACAAAUGGCGAACACUAAUGUGCUUCAACAGUAUGGGAUUCCUCAACAGGGAGACGAUCCCUCGGACCAGAGAAAGCAAGAAAUUGGUGAUAUUCUUCAACAGAUAAUGACAAUAACAGACCAAAGCCUUGACGAAGCACAAGCAAGGUGCCGGAAACACACAUUGAACUGUCACAGAAUGAAACCUGCAUUAUUUAGUGUAUUAUGUGAAAUCAAAGAAAAAACAGUUCUCAGUAUUAGAAAUUCACAAGAAGAAGAACCACCAGAUCCACAGUUGAUGAGAUUAGAUAACAUGUUAAUAGCUGAAGGAGUAGCCGGUCCAGAGAAAGGUGGUGGCUCCUCAGCAGCCGCCAAUGCCACAGCAGCUGCCUCUGGUGGCCAGCCAGAUAGUGCUAUUGAACACUCAGACUAUAGAGCCAAACUGGCACAGAUCCGUCAAAUUUAUCAUACAGAACUAGACAAAUAUGAACAAGAUGGAUCAGAAAUCAAAAAUUCAGACUAUGAAGCGAAACUAGCACAGAUUCGGCAGGUCUACCAAACAGAAUAUGGAAAAUAUGAACAGGCCUGUAAUGAAUUUACUACGCAUGUUGUCAACCUGUUAAGGGAACAAAGUCGAACAAGACCAAUAGCUCCAAAAGAAAUAGAGAGAAUGGUUGGAAUAAUUCGUAAGAAAUUUGCUGCUAUAGAAAUGCAGUUGAAACAGAGUACAUGUGAAGCUGUAAUGAUUUUAAGGUCCAGAUUUUUAGAUGCCAGACGAAAGAGAAGAAAUUUUAGCAAACAAGCAACAGAAGUGCUAAAUGAAUAUUUUUAUUCUCAUUUGAGUAAUCCUUACCCUAGUGAGGAGGCCAAAGAAGAAUUGGCUCGCAAAUGUCAGAUAACAGUAUCUCAGGUCUCAAAUUGGUUUGGUAAUAAAAGAAUUAGAUACAAGAAAAAUAUAGGAAAAGCCCAAGAAGAGGCAAAUAUGUAUGCUGCAAAGACAGCUGCUGCUGCUGCAGCUAAUGUGGGUGGCCAUGAUGGUCAAGGUGCAGCAGGUUACAACCUUGGUUCAUCCCAGUCUGGUAUGGGUGGGGGAGGAGGAAUGUAUAUGAAUCUUAAUGGCGAUAAUUACCAAAGUAGUGACAACUCGGUGAAUACGUUACGGCAUGUCAUGCCUCAGUCGGCAGGCUACAGUAACGACAGCAUGCAUAAUUCCUACGACCAGCCACAGGUUUCACAGGCCUCCCACAGAAGUCACGCUGGUUCCCCUAUUGACCGUAAACCAGAUGACAGCAGUGAUAGCUUACAGGGAACAUUUAUGCAAAGUCUGGAUCCUGCAGAUCCUGGUUACUAUGAUCAGGUUGAUAAAAAUCCAAAAGUUUAGUCUACCAGACAUUGGAUCAUUCUGUGAAUUUAUAACAUCGUCAUUAAACCUUGGCUUUAAGCGUGAAUAAUGUAAAUGUACAUUAUGGUAUUGCAGAAUACUGUAUCAGUAAUAGUUGUACUUUAAUUACUGGCAAAAACAAACAAACCGAAAGACGGACUUCAUCACAAUUAACAUGUAAUACAUGCACUUUAUCAAAAGAGUAUAUUAGUCCUAAGAACAGAACCAAUGAGAUCUUUAAUUUCAACUUGACAUCUGAUAAUGGAAUCAUGUACAUGUUUUGAAUAGUUCUUAGCAUUGAAUGAUUCGUUAAUUGUGAACAAAGUCUUACAUUGUGUGGCAUUUUUUAGUAUACGACAGCAUUUUUAUUUAUCAUUUGUAUACAAUUUGCGCAUUUUCAAUUUUAAUAUAGGAUUCAUAGAAAAUCUUGUUUAAAGACUAAAUUAUUUUUUUACUGCAAUCAUGAAUAAUCUUUUAAAAUGUUUAAUGUUUUGUAAAAGGCUUUUAUGACAAAAGUGAAGUGUUAAAUUUCAUGGUUUGGUUCAUAUAUAUGGGUCAAUAUAAUACUUCCAUUGAUCAACUGAAUGAAGAAUUGCAUUAAUUACUUAUUCCGCUGUAGUGUGAUAAAAUAGAACAUUUGCAAAAAUUAUAUUUGCUGAGUACAUUUUCAUAUUGAGUUCAUGAUUAUGGUGGGUUUAUGUUGGGAAGAUAAAAGGUAAAUUGUAAUAGGUAUUUACCAAAGAAUUAAUUGAAUUCAAUAAUUUGACAAACUCAAAUAAGUUCCUUGAAUGAAUAAAAAACACUUUUGCCAGCUAUUUAUUCCAUGUUAAAAAAUUGUGAUUGAACCCAUGUUGUUAAGUAUGCUUUAAAUAAAUAUAAGGUUUAUCAGAUCAGCCAAAGAUCUUUAAAAUUGCACUAACUUAAAGAAUAUUUAAGAAAAGUUUCAAUAUAUAUAUAUAGUGAACAUUCCUUUAAGUGUGGUUUAUCAGCACAUUUUUUUUGUUGCUUAAUGCGAAAUAAUUUAUUUAAUUUUAAGACAUUAUUAUCAUAAUUCUGUAUAAUAAUGCCUUCUUAAAUUGUUUGAAAAUUCUGAAUGGAGAAAUUUUAUCUUUUUCUUGAUUUCCUUGAAUUUCAUAUGCAAUUUCUUUUUAAUGUUAUAUUAUUUAUUUUAUGCUUUAUGUGUUUCUAGUCUUGUUUAGAAUCAGUUUUUAUCUAGUCAUUGUGAAUCACUGCUGCUUAUAGAGUUAUUCCGUUAAAAAUCUAGGAAAAGUGUCAGUGACAUAAUUGAGGUUUUUUUUUCUCACUUUCCUGAUUAAUUCCCUUCAUCAUUGGUGUUCCAUAACUAUCUGAAUUUUGACGACUUAAUAAAACAUUUGAACCGAAAGUAACUGUUCAAAAUUUAAAAUCAAUUCUAAGGAUAGUUAUCCUGAAUAUAUCUACUAGAAAUAAAUAUAAGUUGGAGCCAUCUGAUUUUAAAUUUUAGGAUUAUAUUUGUGAUGACAUUUUAACAAAACAGGCUUCCCGUGAAUCUCUUAUAUUCAUGUGUAUCAAAUUGUAAAAUUUCAUUUGGUAAAUGGAAUAAAAUUAUUGUUAAUCAAAUAUGUAAAAUUAUAUACUGAUGCAAUAUUAUAUUAUUCUUGCCAGUGAA
Messenger RNA from Mytilus trossulus (common blue mussel), 3287 nucleotides. RefSeq names its product pre-B-cell leukemia transcription factor 1-like. The coding region runs from base 245 to 1639 and encodes 464 amino acids. The transcript is spliced from 10 exons. Gene Ontology annotation, biological process: animal organ morphogenesis; embryonic organ development; regulation of transcription by RNA polymerase II. Gene Ontology annotation, cellular component: nucleus. The record is from RefSeq and is a predicted model, not a curated record. Lineage: Eukaryota; Metazoa; Mollusca; Bivalvia; Mytilida; Mytilidae. Gene Ontology annotation, molecular function: DNA-binding transcription factor activity, RNA polymerase II-specific; RNA polymerase II cis-regulatory region sequence-specific DNA binding.